AUGAGCAAGGUCAAGAUGAACGCGAAGCACGAGUACGAAUAUGUGGCAAACUACAAGGUCAUGCAGAACGUCUUCAAAGCCAAGAAGAUCGACAAGCCAAUACCAGUCGAGAAACUCGUGAAGUGCAAAAUGCAGGACAAUCUCGAGUUCCUGCAGUGGAUCAAGCGCUUCUGGGACGCGAACUACGGCGGGCAGGGUUAUGACGCGGUUGCACGACGGAAAGGCGCGCCGAUGGAGGCUCCAGCGACUGUGGCUCCCAUCUCUUCCAGUCGAACGAACCCAUCUGCUGGUCUAUCCGCCGGUGGUAGCCGAGCGGGUGGAAGGACUCCGAUAGGCGGGCAUCGUUCUGGCUCGGCCCAGCCUAAUGAAGCCGUCCAACAACUACAAGCCCAAGUGAAGGAACUAUCGGCACAUCUGGAAGGGCUAGAGAAGGAACGCGAUUUCUACUUCGAAAAGCUGCGCGAUAUCGAGAUCAUGGUGCAACAGCAGCUAGAAGUUCUGGAGGCAGAAGGAAAGGACGACCAUACAUUGAAAGAAAUCCAGAAAAUCCUAUACUCCACCGAGGAUGGAUUUGAGGUUCCUGAUGCCAAUGCUCCUGUUGACGAAGAGGAAACUUUCUAG
Messenger RNA from Cyclocybe aegerita, 621 nucleotides. NCBI's taxonomy places the organism in Eukaryota, Fungi, Basidiomycota, Agaricomycetes, Agaricales, Hemipholiotaceae. The record is from the annotation of a GenBank genome assembly.